CAAAGUGUUCCUCCGUCACAUACCAACGAACACCGCCAACCAGCCGACAAAGAUAGCAAUGGCUCCGAGCGUUUGGUCACAAAAACAUUCUGCGAACCACAACCAACUCUUUACGAUUAGAACACAUAGCGACACUAAUUGCGACGACACCUGUUCACAACAAACACCUAAGUAGAAAACAACCAAAGGGUGAAACAAUCACUAGCCUAAUAUCGAAACGAGUCAUCACAGUAUUCUUCCAGCAAACUUUGUACCGAACCUAGCAAUGGCUCCUUUGGCAUCCGCGUCUCCGAAAAAGGGAGACGGGGCGAACGGGGCGAACGGUAACAAGAAAACGAGACACUCCCCCAGCGUCGCGUCCAAAAAAGAAUUCGGAGAAAAGAUUUCCAUCCACAAACCGGAUUUCCAAUCGAUGGAGAAGAGCUCGAUCCGUAGGGUGACCCUGGCUAUCGCAGGCGACAACGAGAGCGAUGCCGAACACGAACACGACAACAGCCGGCGAAAGGGGCAGCAUUUCCCACCCAGCAUGCUCAUCCCCGUGCUCCCGAGCCACGUGCCAACCCCGCAGACCAUCGGAACGAACGACGAGCCGUGGGCCAAGUACAAGGUAGAGGAUGCGUUCCACCACAUCCAGACCAUAUUUUCUCGGGGAGGCGGGAACAGCGAAGGGAACACCAGCGAUGGUGGCAACGCCAACGGCAGCAACACCAUUAGCCACGACGGACCCAUCAAAUACGCGCCGUCUCCGAUCACGCCUCCACAAUCGCCGGUGUCUAGAAAAGCGACUGUGACACUCGACCUGACACCCACAGCAACGACGACCACCAGAUGGGGCGCCGAUUUCUGGAAUUCUCACAAGAAAAAAAACACAAACAGCCCCACCAGCACGAUGACCAAUAGCCUUGACGUCUCCCAGUCUCCGAGCAGCGACAAACACAGCAAAAACAGUGCCGGUGGCAACGAAGGCAACACCACUACMAACGACAACAGUAGCAACUACAAAAACCAUCCCAAUAAAGAAUCGAUACCGGCCGAAAACAACAAGAUUUUUGACCAAGAAACCGACGACAACCAUUUUGAUUGGGCAAAACAAGAUGCCUUUUUGAGAGAGGUCAUGGCACGGAAACGAGGCAGAAGGCCACCGAGUUGCAGCAACGGCAACAAACAGCAGCCCCCAGCUCGAUCAGAGGAAGGUGUCGUCGCCACGAAUACGGCUCUGUCGCAGCCGUCGAAGCGGCCGCACUCGCCCCCGGGGAGCAACACGGUUGGAACGAUUGGCGGCUCCCGCGCGAAAAAGACCGCGGCCUCAACGAGAACGAAGGCGGACAGUUCGAGGCCGCUGCCGUCAUCGGUUCUGCCCUUUUCCAACCACAAGCAGCCACCGACCCCCCUGCAGCUCCAGUGGAUGCACGAAAACGCUCUCAAUCUACAAGGUCACUGCCGAAAAAACUCGUACGGGAUAUAGAAGCGACAGAAUCAAAUCGAGUACGAUUUGAGGAGUCGUCUUCGCAACGACCCGGGCGGUUUCGGUUUCGUGAGAUUUGUGCUCGCGGUUCUGAUCUAGAUCCAAGGGAUUGUGACAAUAGGUGAUUCAUAGCAAUAGAUUUGKGGAUAAACAAUGCGCGGGACAAGAAGUAUACUCUGCAAUAUCAUUCUCCAUCAUUUAAAAAAAUAGCCAGCAACCUUUUUUUGGAUUUCGAAAGAACUAUGUAUAAAUCAAUCCCUCUUGCCUAUCGAUGGUACUASGCGUUUUAAAACAAUUGCAUGCAGUCAUCACAGGAUGAUUUUUAUUCAAAUUCUUUUUAAGAAGACAUAAGGACAACCCAUUCAAGCCCCGUUUGUUAUCUCAUUCCUAAAAAAGAACGAUGGUCAAAAAUAAAUAUGGAUUAUGCCG
Molecule: messenger RNA, 1894 nt
Organism: Pseudo-nitzschia multistriata
Lineage: Eukaryota; Bacillariophyta; Bacillariophyceae; Bacillariales; Bacillariaceae
Source: the annotation of a GenBank genome assembly